Messenger RNA from Uncinocarpus reesii 1704, 2313 nucleotides. RefSeq lists its product as uncharacterized. The coding region runs from base 1 to 2313 and encodes 770 amino acids. The record is from RefSeq and is a predicted model, not a curated record. Gene Ontology annotation, cellular component: cytoplasm; Ino80 complex. NCBI's taxonomy places the organism in Eukaryota, Fungi, Ascomycota, Eurotiomycetes, Onygenales, Onygenaceae. Gene Ontology annotation, biological process: regulation of DNA-templated transcription. The transcript is spliced from 3 exons.
AUGACGAUCUCUUCCAUCCAGAUCAUCCCCUCAUCCCGAACCACCCUCAACGUUGCGGAGAAAAGAGAACCGAAGCCGCCUCCAAAGAUUUUCUCUGCUCGCGAGCCUCCAUUCAAAGGCAUUCAACCGCCACAGCCGGAUGGCUACGAGCGGAGCCGAGCUUUCCCAAGUACUAGUGCAAUAGUUAUCGACAAUGGUACUAUCCCCAAGCGCCCCACUGGCAGCGCUGUGCUGAUACACCUUCUAGGAUCUCAUCUCGUUAAAGCCGGUUGGUGUUUUGACAAAACCCCGCGCCUUACCAUUCCUCCCGUCAUUGCACGAUAUAGAGACCGCAAAGCCAAUCGCACAUGCCAGUUCGUCGGGUACGAUGCCUACGUCGAUGCGACCACAAGAGGCCAAGUGCGCAACGCAUUCGAUCCCGGAACAAGCAUUAUCGGCAAUUGGGAUGUUAUGGAGGGGGUCCUGGAUUAUAUAUUCUUAAAGCUUGGGGUGGACGGAGCUAAUGGCGGAGUCGACCGGCCGCUUGUCCUGACAGAGCCGAUUGCCAAUCUGGGAUAUUCACGGAAGAUGAUGAACGAAAUUGUUUUCGAAUGCUAUUCAGCUCCAUCGGUCGCAUACGGCAUCGACUCCCUAUUUGCAUACAAAUAUAACCGUGGCACGGACGGCCUUGUCAUAUCUGCGUCGCACGCUUCUACCCACGUUAUCCCCGUUUUAAAUUCCAAGGCUAUACUGUCGAAUUGCACCAGGCUAAACUGGGGUGGCUACCAAGCAUGCGACUAUCUCAUGAAGCUUCUUAAAUUGAAAUACCCUACCUUCCCCGCACGAAUAACGGAGUCCCAGAUGGAGGAGCUCCUGCACCAACACUGCUAUGUGUCGCAAGAUUACGAUUGUGAGCUAGCCGGAUAUCUUGACUGGACCGGCCUAGAGGAGCGAGACCACGUCGUUCAAUACCCGUUCACCGAGCAUAUCAUCCCCGAAAAGUCCGAAGAAGAGCUUGCUAGAAUAGCUGAGCGCAAAAAAGAAAGCGGAAGGCGACUUCAAGAGCAAGCUGCAAAAAUGCGGCUCGAAAAAUUGAUGAAAAAAGAACAAGAAUUGGAAUACUACAAGGAUCUACAAAAGAAUCUAGGUUCAGAAACUAAAAAGGAAAUCAGGCGGAUCCUUGAUGCCGAAGAGAUGAAGGACGAAGCUCACUUGGAUAGAACUAUUAAGGAGCUUGAGCGGUCAAUAAAAAGGUCGCGAAAUAAAGACCUGGGACAAGAGGAAACGGAAGAGAACCCGGAAGAAAUGACAUUCCCAUUAGUAGACGUUCCCGACGAAGAGCUCGACGAGGCUGGCCUCAAGGAGAAAAGGCAUCAACGCUUAAUGAAAUCCAACGUUGAAGCGCGACAGCGGGCAAAAGAAGAGAAAGAACGAGAGAAGGCGAGGAUAGCGGAAGAGGAGCGUCUUGACACUGAGAAACGAGAAAAUAGCUUUGAUGCCUGGGUAGAAGAACGAAGGCAGGCAAGAGAGGCAUUAAUACAAAGAAUCAAAGAGCGUGAGCGAAUGAAAGCCGACCUGGGCAACCGCAAGUCACUCGCCAGCCAAAUCCGUAUGAAAACGCUCGCCAACCUGGCAGCCGACGGGCCCCGGAAACGCCGCCGGGGCGGGGACGACGACACCUUCGGCGCCAACGACGAAGACUGGGGUGUCUAUCGCACCGUUGCCACCGGGGAGGGCAGCGAAGACGAAGAAGAAGAGGACCCGACGCAGCAGCUCAAAUCCAUCGAAGCAGACCUCCUCAAGUACGACCCCGAAUUCACCGAAAACCACACCCUCGAAGCCCAGUCCGACUGGACCAAAUCCCUCAUCCACAUGUUCCUCCGUGGCCCCUGGCCCUUUGACCCGGAAAGCCAGCGCGAAGCACACCAGUUACACCUCAACGUCGAACGCAUACGCGUUCCCGAAGUCAUCUUCCAGCCCUCCAUCGCCGGCAUCGAUCAAUCCGGCAUCGUCGAAAUCGCCGCGGACAUUGUCCUGCAGCGCUUCUCGUCGCCCCAGGACCAGGCGAGGCUGCUGCGCGACGUCUUUAUCACGGGGGGCAGCUCGCUCUUCCGCGGGUUCGACGAGCGGUUCCAGCGUGAAUUUCGCGCUGUGCUCCCAGAGGGCUCGGACCUGCGGGUUCGUAGGGCGGCUGAUCCCGUGUUGGAUGCGUGGAAGGGAGCGGCGCAGUGGGCGUCGGGCCCGGACCUUGGCAUGUGUUCGAUUACAAGGCAGGAAUACAUGGAAAAGGGGAGUGAGUACAUCAAGGAGCAUAGGCUGGGCAAUGCCACUUGA